UCCGGCGGCCUGCAGGGAGCGUUGUAUCCUGAAGGUUGGCAUUGCUGUGAAGGUGGACAGGGCAGGCUGUGUGAGCGCCCCCCCUCCGCUGGCUAUGAUAGUAUUUGUCAGGUUCAACUCCAGCCAUGGUUUCCCAGUGGAGGUUGAUUCAGACACCAGCAUCUUCCAGCUCAAGGAGGUGGUUGCUAAGCGACAGGGAGUUCCAGCUGACCAGCUGCAUGUGAUUUUUGCAGGGAAGGAGCUCAGGAAUGACUUGACACUGCAGAGCUGUGACCUGCCCCAGCAGAGUAUCGUUCAUAUUGUUCAGAAUCCACAGAAAAAGGAUGAAGAGGUUGAGACGGAAAGCAAAAAUGUCUCUGGCAUUCUAACAAGCAAUGGAAGAGAAGCUGAAAGCCUCACUCGGGUGGAUCUCAAUACCAACUUGCUGCCUUCUCACUCAGCUGGGCUUGCUGUGAUUUUAGACACUGUGGAUGACGGCAUCUCCCCUCUAUCUGGCAAUUCUGGUGCUGCUAACUACAACAGGUUUUAUGUUUUCUGUAAAAGUUUCUGCCAAGCUGUGAAACCUGGAAAGCUUCGAGUCCGCUGCAAAACUUGCAAGCAGGGGACACUGACUCUGGCAAGGGGUCCAUCUUGCUGGGAAGAUGUUCUGAUUCCAAACAGAAUAGCUGGUAUUUGCCAGUCAAGAAACUGCAGUGGAGAAGUAGCGGAAUUCUACUUUAAAUGUGGAGCACACCCAACCUCUGACAGUGAGACAUCUGUGGCACUGAACCUCAUUACAACAAAUAGUCGGUGCAUAUCAUGUAUAACCUGUACAGAUGUUCGGAGCCCUGUGUUGGUAUUCCAGUGCAUACAUCGCCAUGUCAUUUGCCUGGACUGUUUUCAUUUGUACGGUGUCACUAUGCUGAACAAUCGCCAGUUUGUCCAUGACCCUGACCUUGGCUACUCCCUCCCAUGUGUGGCUGGCUGUCCAGAUUCCUUGAUUAAAGAGCUGCAUCACUUCAGAAUUCUGGGCGAGGAGCAGUACAACCGUUACCAGUGCUAUGGUGCAGAAGAGUGUGUUCUGCAGAUGGGUGGCGUCCUUUGUCCUACCCCAGGAUGUGGAGCUGGUCUGCUUCCUGAACCAGAAGUCAGAAAGAUUGUGUGUGAGCCAAGCAAUGGAAUGGGCUGUGGGUUUGUGUUCUGCCGUGAAUGUAAGGAAGAAUACCAUGAAGGAGAAUGCUCCACACUCUUUGAAACUCAAGGAGCCACAGCCCAAGAGGGAUAUGGAGUUGAUGAGCAUGCAGCCCUACAGGCUCGAUGGGAAGAGGCAUCCAAAGAAACAAUCAAAAGAACAACGAAGCCAUGCCCUAAGUGUCAUGUUCCAGUGGAAAAGGAUGGUGGAUGCAUGCAUAUGAAGUGUCCUCGGCCUCAGUGCAGAUUCGAAUGGUGUUGGAACUGUAGCCUAGAGUGGAACAGGACUUGCAUGGGCGAUCAUUGGUUUGACUGAUCACCAAACAACACUGUAAAAACUGCUCAUAUGACAAUAUGCUGGGACUCUAGAACGCAGACCCACAAGCACAGCUCCUUCUACCAGGGUCAAAUCCUGAACUCCUUGCUCAGGGAGUGAAUUCCUCAUUAGCCCCAGAUUAAGGAAUUCACCCAAUAAAAACACCUAUUUAUUAGCUCAGAUAUGUAGGUAAAUGAACAAUUGUUUGUUCAGAUGGCCCUUAUGCUUCCUAAAUUCAUGAUGACACGUGAAAUUUGGAGGGCUCAUGCUUUCAUUUGUUCUGGUACGUUACCCCUUUUUCCACCAACGAGCCCUAGUGGUGUUCCCCCUUUGGGGAAAUAGAUAGUGUUACCAGUACCAGUUUAUCUCUUUAAUGGGUUUGUUCUUUGAUCUAAGACUGGAUCACUUUAAGUAUUUUAUUGACCACACUUGAUAAAGACUUAUGCUGAAGUGGCUCACUCAAAGCUGUUUUAACCACUAUGGUUUUAUAUCAGUCACUGUUCCAGUUUGUUGCCGGGCUUAGUUCUUCACAACUAUGCCUCAAAAAGAGUGACCUUUUCACAUUUUUUAGAACAGCCCAAUCUCUUCUCAGACAAGUUUUCAGUUGUAGCAUAGCAGAAAUUGUAGAUGCUACAUGUUGGGGAACUGUUUAGCAUGAUUUCCUAUAACAUCUGCAUUUUCAGCAUAAACUAUGAUAAGUCACCUAAUAUAUUAAUUCCACUUUCAUACACCAUGUUUCCAUGUCAAGAUCAGUGUUUUUAAGUUACCAAAGUCUGAGUUUGUUUAGGCACAGUUUGGCUGAUCCAGGAAGGAAUUUGAUGCCUGCUGGAUACUAUGUGUUGGUGAUGAAUGAUGCCUAACAAUUUAAGAGUGGAAUAAGACAGGAUGGCAACAGACCCAUGUCUUCAUAUGCAGGCUGCCACCAACUAGCUGUAAAGCAGGAUGGGGGUGAUUAAGAAAAGUGACAGACAGAAGGGGAUUUCCUAGCCAUUCCUCUACCUGUUGCUUUUCAGCCCAUGACCCCUUCCCAAACCUCUGUUUCCUUCCUAGUUGGGCUUAUUUCAAGUCUUGGAACCCAGUUAGGAGAGGGAAGCUUGGGAAAGGCAGCUUCAAAAAAGAUCAAAUGUGGAAAUUAGCAAGCACUUCCCCAUCAGGUUAAUGUGUUAACAUGAAUAGCUUCACACUGACAAAUGGAAGCCACUCUUUUAAGAAAUUGACUUAUUAGGUGUCUGAAAUUAUGACUGCCAAAAAAACAAAGAAAAGAAUGGGAAAGGGUUAGGGAAUAAGCUUCUGUACAUGUCAUUAUCAGAGCCCAACACGAACUCUUCCUCAUAUCAGCGAAUCUAGUUUUCACAUAAAUAAGAUGCACAAUCAAAGACGUUUGCUCUCAUGCUGAAUCAAAUCAAUUCUCUUUGUGAUGUCUGGCUGAAGAAAUUCAGGAUAAGGAUCAAAAGAAAAUAAUAAAGUUCAUAUGUUUACUUUUCCAGGUGUUCUCUGAACAUGUUAUUACAUCACUUUUGAAUCUCUACAGGCUGGAUUCUGUUUAAGUACUCCGUGCUCUUAAGGCCGUUCAACAGAUACAAGGAGAAAACACAGAGUGCAUACUGUAAAAUGUAGUAAGUGUUUGAACUGCUUCCUAGGUUCAAGUUGUUUUUGCUAGAAACAACUUCAGGAGAAGGGAAAUUGGAGCAGGGAAGCAGCACACCACACACAGAUCACCCUCCAAAUCACCCUCAGAUGGUUACACACACAAACACAUCACACUAACACACAUUUUGAACUCUGCAUACAUAAAACAGUUUGGGAGGGAAUCUGUUUAGAGCUUAUAAAUGGCAGGCAGGGGAAGAGUUAAGUACCUUCUCUUCUCCCUCAAUCCCCACACUGCUCUGCUUCAAAUUCUCUCUUCCUAAAGCUGCUUUUCAAAAAAAGCAGAAAAGGACAGCAUUGGGGACUCUCACAUUCAUGUUUGCAUAUAAUGUGAAGUCAGUGCCUCUGUUGUCAGUGCUCCAAAGCUUAUUUAACCAAAUAUGUCAGUGAGGCGGGGGAAAGGAUAUUACACCAAUAUUACACUAACAUAAAUUAAGAGAAAAUUUUCUUCCUUAAUAUUGUGAUCUCUGAUUGGUUUUCUAAUUGCAGCUUACUUUAAAGUUUUAUAACAGUUAGUGAAUUCCAGUGAUUAAUUUCUUCAUGCCAACACAGAUUAUGGCGAGUAUCUUGAACCCUGAAGAAACCAACACAGCCAACUCUCAAUAAUCAUUGAUGUUUUAAAUUGAAUUAGUCCUUGGUGUAAUGCGAACCCUACAACAACAAGGGAAAUAUACAGUGCAGUAUUUAAUUCUUGUAAAUUUGGGCACAAGGCCGAUUAAGGUGUGGCUGGGUAAAAUAUGUGGCCUAGUCAAAACCUCCAGUUCUUCAAGGCUUGUGCUUCCACACCCCAGCGACACUUACUCUGGUCUGAGUGGUAACAAAAAGAAUGAAGGUGCCAUUUCCUGCAGCACAUUACAGAGGGGGACAGCUGCCCUACUAAUGUCAAGGUAUCUACCUCUGACAUUCUUUCAGGUGUUGGCUCCCUCCAUCUUCUCUUCAUGGAGAAGAGUAUGCUGUGACAAGUAUUGAUUGAUUUCCUCUACAUUUGUAUCCUGCUCUUCCUUCAAGAUGGUUAUGAUUGAGCAAGAUCAGGUGGGUCAGAGAGGAUGGGGUAGAGGUAUAUGUCUCUCCUUAGGAAAAAGACUUCAACUUUUACAUUUUCGUUAGCAAUACUCUACUAACCGUUUUGGAGAGUAUUUGAUUGUGUUCCAUCUAAAUGCUUAUUACGGUCCAUUUUCCACAGAUGAACUGUGUUCAAAGUGGCUCACAGAACAGACAAUUACAUACAUACACUAACCAUAGUUAUAAUACAUUACAAUACAAAACUGAACCAGUUCAACAACUACAGUUCAUUUAAAACACACCAGAAGUUUCAAGGAAUAUAAAACAUGCCCAUAGGUCAAUGAACAAUACCCAGGACCAAUAAUAUAUAUAUUAUACCCACAAAAAGAAAAUCACAUGCAGU
Molecule: messenger RNA, 4538 nt
Organism: Zootoca vivipara (common lizard)
Lineage: Eukaryota; Metazoa; Chordata; Lepidosauria; Squamata; Lacertidae
Gene: PRKN
Product: parkin RBR E3 ubiquitin protein ligase
Biological process (GO): ubiquitin-dependent protein catabolic process
Cellular component (GO): cytosol; mitochondrion
Molecular function (GO): ubiquitin-protein transferase activity; polyubiquitin modification-dependent protein binding; zinc ion binding
Source: RefSeq, a predicted model, not a curated record